Molecule: messenger RNA, 1912 nt
Organism: Glycine soja
Lineage: Eukaryota; Viridiplantae; Streptophyta; Magnoliopsida; Fabales; Fabaceae
Product: casein kinase 1-like protein 2
Exons: 15
Coding region: 226-1641 (471 amino acids)
Biological process (GO): endocytosis; signal transduction; peptidyl-serine phosphorylation
Cellular component (GO): cytoplasm; nucleus
Molecular function (GO): ATP binding; protein serine/threonine kinase activity
Source: RefSeq, a predicted model, not a curated record
AAAUAUUAUCUAUCAAAAUCAGAACGGAUUCAGAAUACCCACUUAUAUGAGUUAUUUUUGUCUAAACUAUGGUUCAAUUGCAGGCUUGCUUGCUGCACGCUACUGAAAAAGAAAGAAAGAAAAUCCGUUUGGAUGAAUGCGCGAGAGGAAUCAACCCAAUCAAGAGAAACUCUCUCUCCCUUCUACACUUUUAAGAAGAAAAAGGUUUAAUUCCCCACUCAUCGAAUGGAACCUCGGGUUGCCAACAAGUUCCGUCUUGGCCGCAAGAUUGGUAGCGGAUCCUUCGGCGAGAUCUAUCUCGGUACGAAUACCCAGACAAAUGAAGAGGUUGCAAUUAAGCUCGAAAAUGUCAAAACCAAGCAUCCUCAAUUGUUGUACGAAUCAAAGUUGUAUAAAAUACUGCAAGGAGGAACUGGGAUCCCAAAUGUGAGAUGGUUUGGCAUUGAAGGAGAUUACAAUGUCCUUGUGAUGGAUUUACUGGGACCUAGUCUUGAGGAUUUAUUCAAUUUCUGUACCCGGAAAUUGUCUCUCAAAACUGUUCUCAUGCUUGCUGAUCAGAUGAUAAAUCGAGUUGAGUUUAUUCAUUCCAAAUCAUUUUUACAUAGGGACAUCAAGCCAGACAACUUCCUAAUGGGUUUGGGGAGGCGUGCAAAUCAAGUUUAUGCCAUUGACUUUGGUCUUGCUAAGAAGUACAGAGACACCUCUACCCAUCAACAUAUUCCUUACAGAGAGAAUAAGAAUUUGACUGGAACUGCUAGAUAUGCUAGUAUGAAUACUCAUCUUGGAAUUGAGCAAAGCCGUAGGGACGACUUAGAAUCACUUGGAUUUGUUCUUAUGUAUUUUUUGAGAGGAAGUCUCCCGUGGCAGGGAUUGAAAGCAGGUACUAAGAAGCAGAAGUAUGAGAAAAUCAGUGAGAAGAAAGUUUCUACUUCUAUCGAGUCUCUGUGCCGUGGCUACCCCUCAGAGUUCGCUUCAUACUUCCAUUACUGUCGGUCACUGCGAUUUGAUGAUAAACCAGAUUAUGCUUAUCUGAAAAGGCUUUUCCGUGACCUUUUCAUUCGUGAAGGAUUCCAGUUUGAUUAUGUCUUUGAUUGGACCAUUUUGAAAUAUCAGCAAUCUCAAAUUGCCACACCUGUUCGUGUUAUUGUUCCUGCUGCUGGACAAAGUUCUGGGCUGCCACCAGCUGUUGUAAAUGCUGAUAGACAGACAGGUGGGGUGAACAGUAGGCAUACUGGUUGGUCUUCAUCUGAUCCUGCUCGAAGAAGAAACUCUGGACCUAUUGCAAAUGAUGGAAUGUCGUCAAGACAAAAAGCCCCAGUUCCAAGUGAUUCAACUGGAUCUAAAGAUGUUAUGUUGUCUAGUUCUAAUUUCCGGUCAAGUGGAUCCACAAGGCGAGGUGCUGUAUCGAGCAGUCGUGAUGCAGCUGUUGGCAAUGAGACUGAGCCCUCUCAUCCUCUCACCAUGGAUGCUAGUCCAGGAGCACUCCGUAAAAUCUCCAAUGCUCAAAGAAGUUCACCUAUCAUGUCAUUUGAGCACAACAGAACAUCCUCUGGAAGAAACACAUCAAACAUGAAGAAUUACGAGUCAACUCUCCGGGGUAUUGAGACCCUAAAUUUCAAUGACGAGAGGUUACAGUAUUAGCAGCUUCCAUUCUCGACCAUAUCUAUCUUAGUGUGUUGUGUUGUCUGUGCAUUUUGUUGGAGGAAAGCUGCAACAAGAUGGUAAUUGUCACUAUAAAGUAUACAAGAAAGAUAUGCUCAAGUGGUCUCCUGACAAAUCUGGCCUUGAAAAGGCUUUUGUUAAUACAGUUGACCGUGUUGGUUCUACAUCUACCAUCGUUCCCUCUUUUAUAUUAUUUAGUGAAGUCUCAUGCUUUCUUGGCUCUUUCUUUUAUGGAUAUAUAUAUAUAUAU